Molecule: messenger RNA, 687 nt
Organism: Spirometra erinaceieuropaei
Lineage: Eukaryota; Metazoa; Platyhelminthes; Cestoda; Diphyllobothriidea; Diphyllobothriidae
Source: the annotation of a GenBank genome assembly
AUGUGUGACCAUCACGGACAUUGCGAACAUUCGAUUGAGGAGGAAGACUUUUCCAUAUCUUUCAGUCUGUUCAAGUACAUUGACUUGCCGAACCUCCAGUGCCUUAAUGAAUGUUCUCCGGGUUCUGGGAAGUUCGUGUUUAAGCCAUAUGAAGUUAGUUCACCCCCUAGCAUCGUAUGAUAAUAUUUAGGAUAGGAAGACACUCUCUCCUUUCGUCGAAAGUGAUGUUGAUGCGGAACUCCUCUUUAAUAUCCCAUUUACUGGUUCAGUGAAGUUGAAAGGAGUAAUUGUUGCGGGGGAAGACGACGAAUCACACCCGAGUCUAGUACGACUCUAUAAAAAUCGCCCUUUUAUGACAUUCUCCGACGCCGAAGUACAUUUAUUAUCAGCCUUACUUUUGCACUAAUCCAGGGAGAAGCAGACCAAGAAAUUGAGCUACACACAGACAUGCAAGGCGAAAUUAUGUAUCCCUGCAAAGUGACGAAGUUCUCGAACGUUCAUCACUUAAGUAUCCAUAUAGCCAAGAAUUUCGGAGCUGAGCAGACAAAAAUUCAUUACAUUGGACUUCGUGGCGACUUUUCUGAAGCCCAGCGCCAGGGCAUUGUUUUAACGAAUUACGAACUCACACCGAACAUUUCUGAUCAUAAGGCAGACAUUGUCAAUAGCACAAGCCACUUUAUAAAAUAA